UCCUUAUGUUAUAAAUUCAAGUACCUUCGUGACAAAAUUUACAGUGUUUAUGGGCGGAAACAUAGGUUCAGAAAAUCCACAUCAAUGGGAAAAUCGGAUAACCUACACUUUGAGUUUGAAAACGAGCAGGGUGUGUACAUUCCUGGGCAAGCCGUACGUGGUAGGCUUCAUGUGACUCUAUCUCAAGCAACAAACGUUAGAGAAAUAAGACUGGAAUUUGAUGGGCGUGCCUAUUGCCAUUGGUCAACUGGGUCUUCCAACAGAAGAACGGAUUUUAUCGGGCGAGAGGACUACUGUGAAGCAACGAUACCUCUCUUUGGACGGGGUCUUGGGAUGGGUGAAGGGAAUAAUUUACCAGAGGGCCAGUACGUCUAUCCAUUUUCCUUUGUAUUGCCUCCUGGCUUACCGUCUUCGUUCGAGGAUCCUUGGAGAAUCGGGUUCAUCCGCUACACAUUAAAAGGGAUCAUUGAAAAACGAGGCUUUAAUUACAGCGGUCACGUGUUACUUCGCGUCAUGUCCCCGGUAGAUUUGAGCUUCUUACCUAAUAUUACGACACCAAUUUCCAAUAGACAAGAAAAGUUCCUCUGCUGUUUCUGUUGCAAGUCUGGGCCAAUAACAGCCAUGCUUCAAUCAGAUAGAAUUGGCUUCGUCCUUGGAGAAUCCAUACCAUUUCAGGCAGAAAUUCAGAAUAUGUCAAAGAGAGCAUGUACAGUUCAAAUGAAUCUUAUAAUGAAUAUAAGUUAUCACGUCAAGAGAGUAACUAAAAUACUUCCUACUUUGGCGGCCCAGGUACUCUAUCCAGGUAACAUUACCCCAGGUGAAACAGAGAUAUGGUCGGGAGGCCAGUUGUUGAUUCCGUCUGAUUUGCCGCCGUCGCACUUUCCAGGGUGUCAAAUUAUGAACAUUCAUUACAGUCUUCAGCUAGUGGUUCUGCCAGCCGGACCAGCUACUCAGCUCAAAGUGCCUAUCGACAUUCUCAUUGGAUCAAUACCCAUUAGAUUUAAUCAGCAGCGACAAGUUGAACAGUUACCCCUCUCUCCUCCCCCAUAUCAAGAUCCUCCGCCCACACAGCCUGCAUCCACCUCGACAUCAGGAGCAAACUUACUGCUGACGCAGUUGGCACAGCUUAGCUAUAUUGAGGCUCUACGUAAUGAAGAGGGGGAGGUGACUCAGUGACAACUCUCGAUUAGAAUUCAGCAUGCAGAACAUAGUCAAUGGCGCAUAUCCUAGUAUAAAUGUAUUUACACGUGUAUACAUGUAUGCAUGCCGUUCAACAAAUAAACAAUACACUUUUAACCUUACCAGUUGAUAUUUAACUGCAAAUCUCGUUCAGAACUAAUAAUUUUUCGAAACAGUGCUCAGUUUAUGUGUACGACGACAAAAACAAUAGGGUAAGUUAAUAUCAGCUUUAAUCCCUUUGAACUUAUCAUUGAUUUUUGCUUUUGUUUAAAAAAAAAGAAAAUUAAUGCAUCUUGUUUGUGUCAUUGUUCUAGAAAAAUUAGACUAUUUCUUUUAGUUUUUUUUAAACUUUUCAAUCAAUUAAAAAAAUCCAAAUACCCAUAGUUUUAGAAGCACGUGGUUUUCAUUAAUAAUAAAAGAUACAAGAAAUCUAGGAACUUAGUUCAAUAGUACAUAUCUAAAAAACAUAUUAUAAUAGAAGUUUUGUUUCGUAUGUGGAAAAAUACUUGAAACACAAAUUGAAUUUGAAUUUUAUAUUGUAUAAAAUGGUUCAUGGUUGAUUAUAGACAUAAAAAAUCAAAAUAAGUUGAAAAUAAGAAGUUAACAACAACUGGUAUCUUUUUGAGAAAAAACUCAUAUUUUCAAGUUGGAAACUUCUGUACUGACAUGUUUUGGAAUUAACACGAAUUAUUUAUUUCAAUAACCGUGUUACCUUGUUAUUUUAGAUAUAAAAAUAUGUUUAUUUUAUAACGAAUUGAAUCUUGAUACUAUUAUGUAUACUACUGUUUAGUAAAUUAAUUACAUUGAUAGUGCUUGGCGUUUGUUUAUAGGUAUUUCUUUUAAUAAAAAGACUCGGGAAAAUUACCAUAAUUUUCUCAUGCAUGUCCAGUA
Messenger RNA from Magallana angulata, 2070 nucleotides. Its product is annotated as arrestin domain-containing protein 17-like. Lineage: Eukaryota; Metazoa; Mollusca; Bivalvia; Ostreida; Ostreidae. Gene Ontology annotation, biological process: protein transport. The transcript has 8 exons. Gene Ontology annotation, cellular component: cytoplasm. The record is from RefSeq and is a predicted model, not a curated record. Bases 85 to 1176 code for a protein of 363 amino acids.